GCGGCGGCAGCGGGGAGCGGCGGGGAGCGGCGGGAGCCGGCCAUGCCAGUGCUCGCCGGCGGUGCUGAGUCAGAAGCAGGUAUCCCGAAAGCCCCUUCUGAUGAGCGGCGCCCCGGGGCCAUGGAGGAGCUGGAGCACACCUGUCCGCAGCCGCGCCUGACUCUGACAGCACCUGCCCCGUUUGCAGAUGAAACAAGCUGUCAGUGCAGAGCACCCCACGAGAAGCUGACCAUUGCACAAGCCCGCCUGGGAACACCAGUUGACAGACCUGUCAGAGUGUAUGCAGAUGGGAUAUUUGACCUCUUCCACUCUGGCCAUGCUAGAGCUCUUAUGCAAGCCAAAACUCUAUUCCCAAAUAGCUACUUAUUAGUAGGAGUUUGCAGUGAUGAUUUAACUCAUAAGUUCAAAGGCUUCACUGUGAUGAAUGAAACGGAGAGAUAUGAAGCCCUCAGACACUGUCGCUAUGUGGAUGAGGUCAUCAGAGAUGCACCCUGGACACUAACACCAGAAUUCCUUGAGAAACAUAAGAUUGACUUUGUAGCCCAUGAUGACAUCCCAUACUCCUCUGCUGGCUCGGAUGAUGUAUACAAGCACAUAAAAGAGGCAGCUACCUGCCGCAGUGCCUGGUCCUGCCGUGCUUUCCCAGCUGGCUUUCUUUUCCCACUUUGCUCAGGAAUGUUCGUACCAACGCAGAGAACUGAAGGUAUCUCAACAUCAGAUAUAAUCACAAGGAUUGUGCGGGACUACGAUGUGUACGCCCGGCGCAACCUCCAGCGAGGAUACACCGCCAAAGAGCUGAACGUUAGUUUUAUAAAUGAGAAGAAAUAUCGCUUUCAAAACCAAGUGGACAAAAUGAAAGAAAAAGUAAAGAACGUAGAGGAGAAAUCAAAAGAAUUUGUCAACAAGGUGGAAGAGAAGAGCCAUGACCUCAUUCAGAAAUGGGAAGAAAAGUCCAGGGAAUUUAUUGGCAACUUUUUAGAGCUGUUUGGACCCGAUGGAGCUCUGAAGCAGAUGUUCCAGGAACGAAGCGGCCGAAUGCUCCAGGCUUUCUCUCCGCGGCAGAGCCCAACCAGCAGCCCUACACGAGGCCGCUCGCCAUCCCGCUCACCAUCCCCUCCGUGGGUCUUCAACAAAGCCUCCCCGCCCUCCUCUCCUAAAGCCGCCUCCGCCUCCCUCAGCAGCAUGAGCGAGGGAGACGAGGAUGAAAAAUAAAAUACAGAUAUAUUUUUUUAACCAUGAGACAGAAGAACAAGCUGUGGACUCAACCGCUGGAUAGGGAGAAGCGUGAGGAACAUCUGGGGUAUCUCUGACAGCGGGGAACGUGCUCUGGGAGAUGUUGGAAACGGACUGGAGCACAGCAAGGGAAAUCUCAGGAAGAGUGUGUCCCAUCCCCGCUCCCUCGCAGUGCCGUACUGGCAGCGUUUGCCUGGCAUGGUGCUGGGGACUGGCAGGAUAGCAUCCACCUGCGAGUGAGCUCCUGUCCAUGUGCUGCUGCUUCCUGCUGCUGGGGGCCGGCCGGAGCGAGGGUUAGGGGGGAGAACCUGUGCUGAGCAGGGCAGGCAGGUGCCACAGUCCUCCACAGUCCACAGAUGACCCAGCAUGUGGGCACACAGCUGUGGCUAGCGGUUGGAGAAACUGGACCCUGCUAACCCUGAGCUCUUCCAGCACGUGAAGGAAGGGCACUGCUGCAGCAAAUAUAUUCAGAAACAGAAAAUGAACCUUCUUUUCUGAAUGAAAUUCACCCCAGACCUCAAAUCAUGCCAGCAAAAUGGAGAGUUGUCCAGCUGAGCAGACGGAAAGUCAUUUGAUAUGUUCAAACUGCUGAAUGUUGCUUGUUGACCAAGCCUCUGUUCAGGGCAUAUGUAAAGAUUCCAGCUGUACAAACACCCUGAGCUUUAUCAAAUCUUUCUCCAUGUUCCUAGUGCCUGAACAGCUACGUCACAACCUCCGUUCCCCAGGUUUGCGCUUUGGAGACAAGAAAGUAAGUGAAGACCACCCUAGCUGGAAUUUCUUGCAGUGGGAAAUAACUGGUCUGAGGACUGGCAUUUUCUGCUGGUGAAUGGUACUAACAUAUGUGGAGUCCUGCUACCCAGGAACAGACCGACCUCUCCUGGAAAUCCUGCUGCUCCCAGACAUCACCCUACGGCAGUCCCAGCAGUGCUGCUGUCCCCAUGUGCUACUAAUCUAGUUGAAAGAAAUUUCGCAUGAAGCUCUGAACCAAGUAUGUCCAUAGAUAUGCUGUCCUUGCAUGGGAUGCUGGGGCCAUUCCUCUACCCCAGUAUGGAGAAGAGGCUGGAAAAAUUGAUGCUAUCCUCAGGCAGCCAAGGGGGUCCCAGUGACUGCUGAUAUGAGGUGGGGCCUAUCCGUGAGGAUGGGCCAAGCUCUGAGCAACCCGAUCUAGCUGCCGCUGCCCCGUUCAUUGCAUGGGAGUUGAACUAGAUGAUCUUUGAGCUCCUUUCAACUCAAACAAUUCUGAUUCUGUGAUUUUAAGUGUGCUUAGGCACUGAAAUCUUCUUUCUCUUGCUGUGACAUACUUACAUCCCCAAGCAGAACUACAGAAGUAGCACUAAGGAAGCUUUCUCCUCUCCAUGAUGCACAUUCUGAUCACCUCCAGCUUGGCAAAUAACUGACCUGCCUUCCUCCUGGCUCUACCAUGCAGCCCCUCAGCUGGCACUUGUCCCCCAGCAUUGGAACAGGCUGCCCAGGUGGAGUCACAGGAUAUGGCACUGAGGGACAUGGUUAGUGGGCUUGGGGAUGGGUCAGUGCUUGGGCUAGAUGAUCUUAGCAGCCUUUUCCAAUCUUAAUGAUUCUGUGAUGUGUCUCGAGGAAUGUUGUGCCAAACAACCCAGACUACGACAGGACCCAGUAACUAUCUCAAGGCAUGCAUUGCCUUCUGGAGCCCAGCUGGCUCCUCUGUCACAGAGCUGCAAAAAGAGGUGAGCAGGGAACAGCAGGGGACAGGACAAACGCCGCUUUCAUGAAGAAGUGCAUGAGGAAAGCCACAGCGAGCUCAGCUGCACACCUGGUGGGAUGAUGCAAUUGAGACCUUUCUCAGCCUUAGGCAACCUGUUACUGUAAUUUCAUACCUGGGAUGCACUUGUUAGUUUCUCUGAUCCUUUGCAAGUUUAAGUCUUCCCAUCACAAACCACUCCUCCACCAUGGAACUGUCUGCUCGCUACUGGUGCUGUUCAUACGACGAGCCAUGUCCAAACACAAUGGAGGUGGGCAGGUUUUUCUUGUUCUUGAGUUUUAAUGUUCGUUUUGAUUUCAUAAUACUCCCUGUUCAGCAGCCAUUGGUCAGUGGUUGGGGCAGAAGACAGCAUCCAUGACAUGUAGAUGGGGCUGGAGAGAAACUCAGAGUGACCUCUGCUUGGCAGAUGCUCUUUCUCGGUCCCAGGUGGUGACCCAGUGACAAAGCCAUAUCCUGUACCAGCCAUCCUUUUCCCACAUAGGAGGGCAUCAAUAAGCCGAAGCCUUUCCCCUACUGGUACAGACACCAAUAUCCAUAAUGCUAUCUCCAGCAAACCAGAACCUCAUUGUCUUUGGACACGUGGAAGGCAAUUUUGCACUUCUGAGUCAUGGUUGGCUUUUAUUUUUCAUGAGUGUUGCUUUAAUUCAGUCCUGUUUAUUGGCCAAGCUCCACAUGAAAAAUAAACGGUGUACAACAGAGAUUUCUGCCUCUCACCUUCAUUUUAUAGCAUGUUGGGGCGCACCAACACAACUCCUGGCACAACCCCAUUGACAGCACAGCACUUGUCACCCCCAUCCUUUGUACCCCCAUACUUCACACCCCACAGAUGCCUCCUCAGCAGCCUCUCUGACCUGCCCAACAUGUGCUGUUCGGGUUCCUAGUGCUGCUCUCAGGAACCCCUCUCACCUCCUCCCCCAGCAGCAGCUGCUGGUGCUUUGUGAGCCAGGAUACAGCUCACAGGUGCACCGGGCUCCUGCAGGAGUGCAGCAGCAAACCUGAGCCACAGAGCACAGCUCCUGACACUGCCCCACGCAUCUGGCUCUUCUGCAGCUCGGUCAGUCUGACCCUGCAUGCUCUGCCUCGCUAACCUUCUUACAGACAAGAUAAAAGGGAAAUAGUUCCUGAUACUGCAGCAGCUGCAGAAAUUUGUUUUGUGUUUGUUACUUUGUUUUCCUCUGAUAGUUCUGCCUUAGGCAGAGAGCAGCUGAAGCAACAGACAGUUUGUUAGGACUUCCCAGUUGAGACAUUAAUUACAGAAUAAGUUCAAACUUCAAAGUUGCUCAGCACAGCAGAGAACUGCUGAAAGGCCCCCACCCAACACCCCCUGGCGACAUGAGCUUUGUUGCUAAAGGUGGACGUGGGGCAUUUUUCACGGCACCCUGCGGCACGUGGGAGACAGAAGACAUUCCCAGAGGAAGGUCUCUGCUGAACGCUCACAUGAGUUCAGAUAAACCUGGCAGGAGUUUCUGAAAUACGAAGCAGCAGAAAUGAAUUUCUGCAGUACGUGGCAGAGAGCUCCUGUUCCAGCUCUCAUGUAACACCUCGAGGAUUCGCUUACUUUUAAAUCCCUCUGUCCUUUAAGCAUGAAAUGUCAUAGUCUGAGAUCGCUCAUGUAAGGUUAUUUAGCUCACAAUACUCAAGGAAGAGAAACAUUUUAAAACCAGAUUAUAAUGUGUGCAUAUUAACCAUUAUUUCCAAAUGCAGUAAGAAUUCUUCUAAACUGCACCCAGUUGGACUACUGCAGAAGACAACCCUCUGUCCCUGUAAGCACAUGAAGGCAGGAACACACAAAGGGAAAAUCCUACAUGAAGGCAUGAACCAGGCUGCAUGCACAACUGACAUCUCUCAUGUAUUUCAGACUCCAAACCCAGCCUUGUUACAUUGAAUUACGGCCCCAGCAGCAAAUCCUGGAAUUUUUAAGCCUGUUCUAUCAUUUUCUAGUCACAUUUCCCCACCAGCAAAUGACAUUUACCAGUAAAAUAGGGUAACUGAACUGCAAAGCCAUUGACCACUUAGGAAAGGUGAAUUAUAACCUCCUCUGUACAGAGAAGCAGCUUUGAAACCCAGCAGCACUUCAACAGAUGCCAUGGGAACCUUGCAAUUUUCUUGAAAGUUACAAGAGCUUAAAAAUCUUAAUGGAAAUGGAACAAUUUCCAGGUAGAAGCCCAGAAUACAAUUUCAUAACAGACAUCCCAAGCACCAUGAACAUCCCAUACGUUUCAGGUUCAGGGAGAUUUGCACAGCAGGAUGAAGAGGUGCUCACGUGCUUCAAGGAAAACAUGUGAUGAUAAACCACUGCAGCGCACACACAGAGCAACCCAACAACAGGGCUUACGAAAUCGACUAUCGCUCCCUUUGCUCCAAACCA
Messenger RNA from Lagopus muta (rock ptarmigan), 5339 nucleotides. RefSeq names its product phosphate cytidylyltransferase 1B, choline (gene PCYT1B). Gene Ontology annotation, biological process: CDP-choline pathway. Gene Ontology annotation, molecular function: phosphatidylcholine binding; choline-phosphate cytidylyltransferase activity. The record is from RefSeq and is a predicted model, not a curated record. Bases 43 to 1212 code for a protein of 389 amino acids. The transcript has 8 exons. NCBI's taxonomy places the organism in Eukaryota, Metazoa, Chordata, Aves, Galliformes, Phasianidae.